Molecule: messenger RNA, 1144 nt
Organism: Parathielavia appendiculata
Lineage: Eukaryota; Fungi; Ascomycota; Sordariomycetes; Sordariales; Chaetomiaceae
Exons: 1
Coding region: 238-870 (210 amino acids)
Source: RefSeq, a predicted model, not a curated record
UUUCGCCUUGCCGAUGUGGCUCAGAAAGGAAAGCUCGGGUUUGUUAACAAUAAGACGCGAUGGCCACUCAUCCAGCAUUAGCGGCUCUUGCGCUCGUGGAGAAUUUCAGAUCCGCGACUGAGCAGAAACGUAGUGUCUUCCUGGGUUGUAAUCCUGUACUUGACGACGGUUAGGUAGAGUAGCUCGAUCUGAUUCUUGACGGCGGGGAACACAAUCUUUUGGCCGUCAUCGUGGGCAAUGCCUGUCAGGGCCAGGACUUUGUCGACGGCCUCGGUCGCUUGCGUAGGCCGCAGCACCGGGAGAAGUGCUUUCAAACGGGAUCGAUUAUGGCAGCUUAACAGGUUGAGAACUGGCUCCGGCUCUCUGUCUAGUUCUGUGAAACUCGGCGGUUCCCGAAUUGAAUUGCGGGUGUGUUAUGCUCUCAAUGAAAGCGAAGUCCCUCCGGAACUGGCCGCGGCGGACGACGCUCUCGGCAAUCGAGCGGGCGGGCACCUUAUGCCAGCCCGGGCCGUAGUAUGUUGUUUGCGACACGGUGAAUUGGAUGCUUCCCAAAGUAUAUUCCAUGAACGAGUCCAAUCUCCAUAUACCACUUUUGCCUCUUGUCCCAUGACAGACUCUUGGAACGUCCAAGCGCGGCGGAACCAAGGCGUGUGCUCGAGGAAGUGGUUCAGAUGCUGUAAACCAUCGAGGCUGAACCUACUGUGGCCCAUAUGUUUCACCCGCCGGGGGCCGAGCGCAAGAAAUCGCCGCCGCUCGCCCUCCAAAUGUCGCCUUAAAGGAAGAACCGUUCGCCACCAGGCGGCGGCUGUACCGCUGCAGCGCGGCCUUGGCCACGAGAUUGAGGAACCGCGUCGUCCAACAAUCAAGUGAAGAAUCCGUCUCGCUCGCUGGGAUCGAUGCACUGGAGUAUCAUGCAUAGGUCGAUACAGCCGAAGACGUGGUCGACGUCGUGUCCGGCCGUCGCCGCGUCCCUCAGCCAGAUCACAACGGGCGAAGCGCCUGCGUAGAUCUCUGUCAUCAGUCUGAUCUGCGCGCCCUUCUCGACUUCAUCCUUCUGGUUGAUGCAAAUUUGGUCGAUCCAGAGCCGCCGCGAUUCAUCCCGGAGCCGAAGAUGCCGCAGGAGCCUGUGCAGGUUGUCCGUGAC